Molecule: messenger RNA, 1182 nt
Organism: Dictyostelium discoideum AX4
Lineage: Eukaryota; Evosea; Eumycetozoa; Dictyosteliales; Dictyosteliaceae
Gene: eIF5
Product: eukaryotic translation initiation factor 5
Exons: 2
Coding region: 1-1182 (393 amino acids)
Source: RefSeq, a predicted model, not a curated record
AUGGCGCAAGUUAAUAUUCGUAGAGAUGUAGAAGAUCAAUUCUAUAGAUACAAAAUGGAAGUUUUACAAGGAAAAGUAGAAGGUAAAGGUAAUGGUAUUAAAACUGUUAUUGUCAAUUUACCAAAUAUUGCAAGAGAUUUAGAUAGACAACCAGAAUACAUUACUAAAUUCUUUGAAAUUGAAUUUAAUGCUAAAUCAAAUAUUGAAAAUGAAAAAUAUUCAAUUAAUGGUCAAUAUACAGUUGAAAGAUUAGCAUCAGCUUUGGAUAAAUUCAUUAGUAAAUUUGUUUUAUGUUCCUUUUGCAAGAAUCCAGAAACCAAAUUUGUCAUUAAAAAAGGUGUCAUUGAAUUCAAAUGUGCCGCUUGUGGUAGAGUUGGACCAAUUGAUAUGAAACAUAAAUUAACCAGUUAUAUCGUAAAGAAUCCACCAAAGGCUGUCUCAACCAAAUCAACUCAUGAUGAAGCUUUGGCUCAACAACCACAAAUUAAGAAAGAAAAGAAAUCUAAAAAGAAGAAGGAUGACGACGAUGAGGAAGAUGAUGUCGUAUGGUUCACUGAUACCUCUGAAAAGGCUGCUGAAGAGAGAAAGAAAAAGGCAAUCGGUGAUUCAACCUCUGCUGUCAUUAGUAUGAUGGCUGACAUUAGUGUCGAACCACAAAGUGCAAAGGAGGAACAAGAUGAAGAUGAUGAACAAGAGGAAGGCCAAGAAAAAGAAUCUGACCCAGUCUCUAGUAUCAGUUCAUUCCUUGAAACCAAUCCAGCUGAUCAAGAAUUGAUGGAAAAACUAGACUCUGUUCAAGAGGAGUUUGGUCUUAGAAGUUCAGCCACCUCUAAAGCUGCAAUUGAAGCUUUAUGUAAAAACGCUGAAAACACCAUCAAAUUUGUAAAGACUCAAACCGCUCUCCUCAAGAAAAUCUCUAAAAGAAGAGAUGGUAAAUUGGGUAUUUUAUUAGGUUUCGAAGAAUUAUGUGUCAAAGAUGAAACACUCUUGAAAUCAAUUCAAGGUAUCUUGAAAAACCUUUUCGAUGCUGGUAUUCUCACUGAAGAAAAUAUCCUCAAAUGGUAUCAUCAAAAAGCAAAAUCAAAGGUUGUAAUUAAAGCUUGUAAAGAUUUUAUUGCAUGGUUAGAAACUGCUGAAGAAGAGGAAGAAGAUGAAGAAGAAGAUGAAGAAGAUGAUUCUUAA